GCCCUGCUGCCAAUCAGCCGCUCAGACAAUCCAAUUGUUCUCUGUUUACAGUAAAGUUUGGAGCAGAGAAUAAAUCAGCUCUGGGGCAGAACCAGCGCCCGGACUCACCGGCUCCAGCGAGAGAGAGAGGGACCUCCUGCCCCACAGCACCCAGGGGCCCCGGGGCCACUCACAGACUGGGGACACAGUCACAUUUGGGGGCUCACCGGGGAAGAUGAAGGGAGUAACGGCUGAGGAUGUGCAUCACUUCCUGCUCCACACGGAGGAUGGGCGGCACCGCAGAGUUGCCAGGAUGGUGGAAGAGGUGCAGAAGAUCCUGUUGGAAGUGACCUCCGAUAUCAGUAACAGGGACUCCCGGUUCCACUGCAUCUCCAACGCCGGGAUCCAUAGCGACAGCCUGAAGGAUCAGCCAGAUUUGCUGGCCCAGUGGAUUGCGCUCCAGCGGGGGAGGCGCCCCCUGCACCCCUGUAUCCAGGUUCUGAGCCCCUCCCAGUUCUUGGUGACUGUUCCCCUUCGGGGUCUCAGUGGCUUCGGGCAGAAGAGGAGCCGGCGGUGGCGUUACUACUCCCCAAGUGGGACCCAACUCGUGGCACCGGCGAUGGAACCCGAGAAGCUGCACCAGUGGCUGGAGAUAGAGCAGUUCCAGAAGAGCGCCCCCCAUUGGCACGACAACGACGUCAACAUCAAGGGGGACCUCGUCCCCGCCCGGGUCAUACAUGUCCUCUUGGAACACCUCUAUAGGGCCAUCACCUUCUGCAGCCUGACUGACAAGGUGAAUGUACUGGAGUCCUUUGGGCCCUCCAUCAGGCUGAACGUGGAGACCUCCGAGCAGAUGGUGGAGGUGGAGCUGGUUCCUGUGCUUGAGGUUCCGGGGUUCUGGCCCAGAAAAGCCCAGUGGCCCCGGUUCUUUAAACGUUGGCCCCCAAGGGAGAGAAUACAGUGUGUCAAGUCAUUUGGCUUUGACCUCCUGGCCCGGUCGAAUUACCACUGGCAGCUGUCUUUCCUGAGAGGAGAGCGCCUCCUGCUGGAGACAAUGGAUGAGGACGGGGGGUGUCGCAUGAAGUGCUAUCGGGCCGUUCGGCAGAUGAAGGAGGAUGUUUGGUGCCCGGGGAGUCACCCCGUUAUCAGCUCCCACCACCUACAGAUGAUAGUGCUGUGGGCCAGUGAGCGGAACCCUUCCCCUAAAGCCUGGAAGGACCUGGGUCGCUGUUUCCUGCGAGUGGUUAAAAGGCUACAGAAAUGCGCCAGGCAGCGGUUCCUGCGCCAUUACUUUGUGCGACGGGCAAACCUGCUGAAAUACGCCGACACUGCCCAGCUGGAUGCCCUGGCCGACAAGCUGAGCCAAUUCCUGCGGGGCCCCUCUCUGAGCAGCUCAUUGUACCAAGGUGCCUCCUCCGCCUGCUGAUUCUGCCCCAGAGCCCCGCCCUCUGUUGACAAAUGGGUGUGGGUAAUGCACAACCCUGUUGCUAUGGAAGCAGCGGCCCACCUACAGUUCUAGGGGCCCCGAGCUCAGGCAGUGGGAAAGCCUUGAAUAAUGACUGCUCCUCUGCCCAUUCCUGCACCCCCCAAGAACAAGAAUCUAUUAUAGACCUGCGCUACGAUGCCCAGAUACCUCCUACGUGAAUAUAGGCCACUCCUACUAGAUCUGCCCCUGAGGAACAACAAUCUGCCCCACACUUAGAAGAGACCACUUCUCCAACUACCGACUGCUCCAAAGGAACAGAAAUAGCACCUACAGUAAUUCCGGCUCCUCCGCCCCCCGCCCCUGAGGAACAAGAAUCCCACCUACAAAUAUUUAAACCACUCCCACCUCCACUGCUUUAUUCUUCAACUGGAUUAUAUGAAAUGCAUGUCCACCUGUAAGCUCCGCCCCUGAGGAACAAGAAUCCCGCCUACAAAUAUUUAAACCACUCCUGUUGCAACUGCUAGAGCGACCCCAGCUGCACACAAAUGGGGGUCAUAUGUCCAUCUGUAAGCUCCGCCCCUGAGGAACGGGGAUCCUGUUUUCUCUUAUACAACUAAGGAUGUUGAAACUGCAUCAUGUGGAAUAAUUUCUAUAGACGGAUGCCCUUUGCCCAUUGGCCCGCUGGUCACUAUGCCCUCCCAGUACUAUUCCUACUUGUGUUGGUACCACACUGGGGGCAUAUAAAUAUUGUCUCCCAUAGUAAAAAAAAAAUACAGCCAUGUUGCUUUUA
Molecule: messenger RNA, 2195 nt
Organism: Xenopus tropicalis (tropical clawed frog)
Lineage: Eukaryota; Metazoa; Chordata; Amphibia; Anura; Pipidae
Gene: mab21l3
Product: mab-21-like 3
Exons: 8
Coding region: 215-1405 (396 amino acids)
Source: RefSeq, a predicted model, not a curated record